AUGGACAGCGAAAACUAUCGUAUUCUCAAUCAAGACAUGUUGAAAUUGGAGAAGUUUGACGGGUCGAGUUACACUCGUUGGGCGGACAAAGUGAAAUUUAUGCUCAUGGUGGUAAAACUCUACUAUGUCCUAGACCCAAGCCUUCCUCCUAUUCCCGAAGAUCCGGUCCCUGAACCAAGAAAACAACCGGAACUUCAAAGAAUUGCUGAUUUGGAAAAGCUGAGAAUGAUCCGCAAGGAAGAGGAAACUCUUGCUUGUGGACACAUUAAAAAUGCUUUGUCGAAUCGUCUGUAUGAUCUGUAUUCCCCGAUGACGUGCCCUAGAGAGUUGUGGAAAGCCUUGGAAUUCAAAUACAAGUCACAAGAAGAUGGCACCAACAAAUAUAAUGUGUCUCAGUAUUUGAGAUUCCAAAUGGUUGAUGAAACACCAAUUCUGGAGCAAGUGCAUGAGCUCAACAAACUGAAAAUGCUUUCUAUUGCUAUUCCUGAAAUUUUCAAAGCACAUAAUCGGGAAAGAAGAGACAAGCCUGUGAUGAAUGCCAACAACGUGCAGAAGUAUAAGAGGGUCGGAAGAUGUCACGUCUGUGGAGAGACGAGACACUAUGCUCGUGAAUGCAAGGACAGAAAGUCCACCACUUCUACUGCUAAUUCUGUUGAGGGGAUUCAACACCUUGUGGCGAAUCUCCAUAUGGAAGAGAUUGACAUGAUCUCAGAAGCCUCCACGAGAAUUGUGGCUGCAAGAGGUGGCUGGUACUUGGACUAUGGAUCCACUAUUCAUGUUUGUGACUCUAGGUCCAAGUUUGUUGAACAUGGACCAGUUCGAAAUGGGAAGCAAGUGAUAGUUGCUAACAACGGCCGUACGGAUAUCGUUGGAAUGGGUACCGUGUGA
Messenger RNA from Cynara cardunculus var. scolymus (artichoke), 888 nucleotides. RefSeq lists its product as uncharacterized. Gene Ontology annotation, molecular function: zinc ion binding; nucleic acid binding. The record is from RefSeq and is a predicted model, not a curated record. Bases 1 to 888 code for a protein of 295 amino acids. The transcript is spliced from 3 exons. NCBI's taxonomy places the organism in Eukaryota, Viridiplantae, Streptophyta, Magnoliopsida, Asterales, Asteraceae.